Mercenaria mercenaria is the source of this 697-nucleotide messenger RNA. RefSeq lists its product as uncharacterized. The coding region runs from base 75 to 557 and encodes 160 amino acids. The record is from RefSeq and is a predicted model, not a curated record. The transcript has 2 exons. Lineage: Eukaryota; Metazoa; Mollusca; Bivalvia; Venerida; Veneridae.
AAAACAAGAAUCGUUAUAUUCUGGGUUACUUUAGCUGGAGAACAAUGACAAAGCGGCAUUAAUCAAUCACAUACAUGAUGCAGCUACCCGGACACACACGAUGCCUAAUUGAUGCCAGAUUUGGACGGAUAAAGCAGCUGUACCGGAGGUCAGAUGUCGACACCGUAGAUCAUGCGGGUGACGUAGUGAAUAGGUCAUCUCAUAGCAACGAAGCAGUUAUGUAUGGAAACGCUAACUGGACAUGGAGACAAUGGAAAGUUUUUCUUGCAGACAGGUUCAAAAAAGUUCCGAACAUUGCCAAAUAUCACAGUUUUCGCUUCACUGCAGACGAACCCGGGGUUGUUUACAUGAAAGUUUCUUCGACGGACGAAGCGGAAGUGAGAUUUGUCGUCUGCAAGACUCAUCUUCUAGAAAUGGACCCGUCUAGUAUUCCACCGGAACUUUCAGCGGGAGGUCUUAGCUCAGAACGCCAUCGGUAUUUAUAUAGGCACGUUCGACCCCUUGUAAGGCAGCCGAACCGGGACUGUUUUUGUCUCCCUCCAACAGCUAUGGAAUGACGACAGAUUUCAAAAUGUACUGUUCAAGAACGAUAAAGUGAUUAAAUAUACGAAUUUCAGAAAAAAAGUUUUAUUUUCUGAUUAAGGAGGAAACUUUAAAUAAUAGUUAAAAUUACAUUUUGGUAAAAGCAAUAUGACGU